Umbelopsis ramanniana AG is the source of this 1935-nucleotide messenger RNA. RefSeq lists its product as uncharacterized. Bases 52 to 1530 code for a protein of 492 amino acids. NCBI's taxonomy places the organism in Eukaryota, Fungi, Mucoromycota, Umbelopsidomycetes, Umbelopsidales, Umbelopsidaceae. Gene Ontology annotation, cellular component: membrane. Gene Ontology annotation, molecular function: transmembrane transporter activity. The transcript is spliced from 10 exons. Gene Ontology annotation, biological process: transmembrane transport. The record is from RefSeq and is a predicted model, not a curated record.
UUCUUUCUCUCCCCCUCAUUUUUCCCUUGACACAUAUCUUAUCUCUCUAUCAUGUCAUCGGUAAAGGACGAGCAAGUGUACACAAAUGAAAAAGGCGAUGUGACCAGCCUGGAGCUCGCCAACGAGAGCGAGGACGGAUUCGUUGAACCCAGCCAAGCAGAAAUGCGUGCCUUGUUGUGGAAACUGGAUCUUCGUUUAAUUCCUUUCCUAGGUGUCCUAUACCUCUGUUCAUUCUUGGAUAGAGUUAAUAUCGGUAAUGCCAAACUUGCCGGUCUAACCAAGUCCAUCACCAUUUCCGACAAUGACUACAACUGGGCUUUGUCCAUCUUCUUCAUUGGUUAUAUCUUGUUUGAGAUACCCUCCAACUUGAUGCUCAAGAAGAUAGGUCCUUCCAAAUGGAUUCCUAUCGUCAUGAUUACAUGGGGUAUGGUGAUGUGUGCCAUGGCAGCAGUCAAAACCUCUGCUGGUCUUUUGGUGGCUCGUUUUUUCUUGGGUAUAACGGAAGCUGGUCUAUUUCCUGGCACUAUCUUUUAUCUAUCUCUUUGGUAUACAAGAGAGGAGCAAGCUACUCGAGUUGCUCUAUUCUUUGGAUGCUCUACUAUUGCCGGUGCUUUCGGUGGUGUGCUCGCUUAUGGUAUUAUGCAGAUGGAAGGUUUGCAAAAUCUCCAUGGCUGGCAGUGGAUUUUCAUCCUGGAAGGUCUCCCCACUCUGAUUUUGGCCUUUGCUUGUUAUUUUGUGCUUCCUGAUUUCCCCGAAAACUCAAAGUUCCUCAAUGAGCGCGAGAGAGAGUUGGUUGUUCGUCGUCUUAGACUGGAUGCAGGACCUGCCACUGAACAGCACUUUUCAUGGGUUCAAUUCCGAGCUGCUUUCACCGACUACAAAGUCUACCUUCACAGUUUGGUCUACAUUUGCGGUGCCAUUCCUCUUUAUAGCUUGAGUUUGUUCUUGCCUAGCAUUAUCUCUGGUAUGGGCUUCACCAGUCUUACAGCGCAGGCCAUGUCAGCCCCUCCAUACGCUAUUGCUUGUAUCUUUACCAUCGGGGUGGCUAUCCAUGCUGAUAAACGACGGGAUCGUGGUUGGCACAUCUUCUUCCCUGUGGCCGUAGGUGCCCUUGGAUAUCUCUUGUUGAUUGUACUCAAGUCGAAGGGUUCAGCGGCCAUGUAUGUAGCAGCAUGCAUUACCACUACCGGCGUGUUUUCACAUAUUCCAGCCAUGUUGUCAUGGUUUACCAACAAUAUCGGAGGUCAUACCAAGCGUGGUGUUGCUACUGCAUUCAUUAUCUCCAUUGGCAAUGUUGGUGGUGCUAUUGGAGGACAGGUGUACCGAAGCACGGAUGCGCCAUUCUAUACCACUGGACACGCCAUUUGUUUGGCUUUGAUGUGCACUAGUAUGGUGACCACCCUUACAUUCAAGUAUUUGCUCAACCGCGAAAAUAAGCGCCGUGAAAACUUGACGCCAGAGCAGUUUGAACAGGAGUCCCAAGGAACAGAUCUUUGCGAUAAGCAUCCUGGUUUCCGUUAUAUCUCAUAGAGGUGCUGGUCGUUCGUCACCUACGCCGGUUUUAUUCAUUCUUUUCUUAGGGUCCACUGCUAUGUUUACUUGUCAGCUACCAGUUUGCGAGCAGGAUUUCAUGCCUCAUGUGCUAUUGGCCCCUCAUGAACGUCUGUCUUUGUUAUUACUUAUUUCUCUCCUGUAUCUGUUUAAAAACACACCGCCCUAAUACAAACAAGCAAUGGCCAAAGAUGAGCUGAGCUGACCAUCUGACUAAUGCUAUCAACGCUACGUGAGAACAGUGGGGUUUCGGAGGCGUUUGGGUUGGGCGUAGCAUGACAGGGAAGCAUAUUUUCACACUUGGGCCUUUACUUAAUCAAGCUACUUGCGUCCAAUGACUACCAUUGGAGUUUUGUCUGCCUGUUCGUUUAAGCCUGUCUGUUU